CCUUAAAACCGGGGGCUCGGGAGUCCCCGCGCGUGAACUCGGCGCGGGGGGCUCGGGACGGGCAGCCAUGGAAUUGAACUCCCUGUUAAUCCUCCUGGAAGCGGCCGAGUACCUGGAGCGGAGAGACCGAGCGUUCCUGCAAAGGAGGAAAAAAUUGCAUGGAAAAAAUAUAUUGCCACUAAUGCUGACUUUGUCCCUAGAAGCAGAACAUGGCUAUGCAUCAGUGUUACCCUUCGAUAGUGACUAUUCCAGAAAGAAAACAAAGGCAGGCACCAUGGCCAGAAAAUCCCAGAAUAACAGGUCAUCACACAACGAACUAGAAAAACAUAGGCGGGCUAAACUCCGGCUAUAUUUGGAACAGCUAAAACAGCUUGUGCCUCUCGGGCCGGACAGCACCAGACACACCACUCUAAGUCUGUUGAAAAGAGCUAAGAUGCAUAUCAAGAAAUUGGAAGAACAGGACCGAAAAGCUCUAAAUAUUAAAGAACAAUUACAGCGGGAACACCGCUACCUCAAGCGCAGAUUGGAGCAGCUAUCCGUGCAGGGCAUGGAGCGUAUCCGCACUGACAGCAUGGGAUCAACAAUAUCCACUGACUCUGAACAAGAAGUAGACAUUGAAGGAAUGGAGUUUACUCCAGGUGAAAUGGACAGUAUUGGAAGUGCCAGUGAUGCUGAAGACCACUACAGUUUGCAAAGCGGUUCGAGUGACGGAGGUUACACACAUUCCCGCAGACUGAAUGCCAGGCUCUCAUAGUGCCUGAGUUACCUGUUCAACUCAGGACCAUCUGACUGAAGCACUUAUAUAUGAAAAUUCCAGAGGUGUCAACUGCCACUCUUCCGGGAAACCCCAACCACAGUACUCUGACAUGGAGGUUUCUUACCCACGGUUCCCUGCACUGUAACCACAAUAUUAGAUAUUGUAAAUCAUGGGUUUGCUGCAGAGAACUGUGGUUAGGUACAGUUGUGACUUAAAGCUAGCUUGAUGUAGCCAUACUGCAAAUUAAAGGAAAUAAAUUCUGUCAUUCCAUUCAAGAAGAAUUAAAUUCAAACUGUUGGAAGCAUGGCGUAAGGGAGUUUGACAGUUAUUUUGAUUUUGCAGAAACCAUUUUUCAAACAUGGAAGAAUAAAUGGAAUCUACAAUGUGUUAGUGAUUCAGAGAUACAAAAACCUAAAACUACUUUUUGUGGUAUUUUUUCAUGAAAAAAACCAAAACAAAACAAAAAUCCAAAACAUUUUGAAUGCUGCAUAGUGGGCUUCAUAGAGCAAAUUCUUUCAGCAGUUGUUGUUUGGGUGAAGCAGGCAGAUAAAUCUUCAAAUCUCAGAUGAUCUUUAGAAAAGGUCAUAUUUACAAGUCACUACUGUACUUCAAAACGGGGGAAAAGCCAGCUCUAAUAAUGACUUCAUGUGGGAUGAUCUCAACUUUCUUUUGCUUUUUGUAUUCAAUAUCCAACCAGCAACAAAUCAUUCUAUCCAUGUUAAUGGGAGCAGUAGAAAGCAACAUGGCAGUUUUAACCUGUUAUCGUGGAAUGGAUGACAUCUGAAGCAUUUCAGUGGUUUCAUGGGUUGUUGUUUUCAUUUCUUUCUCUGAAGAAUACAGAACUCAAGUGAUCCAGUUUGUGAUAGUUAAUCUUUCCUUGCAAGGAAAUGAAAUCUGUUUGCUUGUAUUUUUUUUCUUUUCUUCUAUUUACACAUGUCAAUACAUUUUUAUGGAAGGCAUGGCUUAAGAUUACAGUAUUCAGCUAGAAGGUAAUUAAUUUUUUUUUCUUUUGCACACUAUAAUUGCAUUUUCUAUUCUUAAAAAAAAGUGCAAAAAAAAUUAAAAUGUAUGCUGUAAAACAGCAAAGUUUAUUUAGUACUCAUCAAGCUGUUCAGAACAUAUUUACCCAACUUGUAGCAAUACUAUGAAGAUGUAUUUUAAUACAACUUCUGCUUAGUGAAGUCAUUAGAGCUUGGCUUGCCGGGUAAGAAAAAAAUGGACCAGUCUUUGCAUUACCUGUUUAAAGAAGGUCUUUUAAAAAAAAAAAAAGGAAGGAAAAAAAAAAGGAAAAAAAUUAAAUAAAAAAAAAAAAAGAAAAAAAAAAAAAGCUAUAAACACUUUUAGGGAAGUGAUUUUAGCAAGUGUAGUCUAUAUUUCCUGUAAGAGAUUUUGUAUUAUAUUUUCCUAAAUGUUCUCAUUUACUUGUAUAGGGAGGGGAAUGGUACAGACCCAGACCAGAGUCUCAGGGACUCUUCACCUUUGUCAUAUUGUGCCUUGGUGACCAUUUAUGUAUGCCUCUCCUUUUCAUUGUUUAAAGGACAACUAAGCUUUGUUUCAAGACCCUCUGUUCAAAUGGUCAGUUGUCCACCUUCUUGCGGAAGAAGCAGAGAGGUGUAUUUAUAUCUUCACCCUCUCACAACGGAUUCAGUGUGGCUUUAAGUGAAAUCAUAACAUUAGGUUUUGGUGCGAGGGUGAAUUGUCUUUGUAUGAGCCCUCCCUUGGAUCCUUCAGCACCCGAAUCUAUAUUUUGUUAGCUUCUAAAGUCAGGGUCUCUGUGAGACCAGCGCUCAGUGGCUGAGGAAACACAAACGUGCUGCGUAAGGCUAUGGGAUGUCCAAGUGUGGUGCCAUUUUUAGCAUUCAGAUACAAGACCUCAUGACAGACUGACCAUAAUGAUCAAAAACAAAGGUUCAGUUGUUCUUUCAACAUCUGACAUAUGUGUCCUCCCUUUGGCUCUUACAACACGGGGUAGAAAUACGAAAUCAUUUUGUGGCAGCUUACAGAUCCUUGUUUGCACUCUCGCUUACUGCUUGGAACUUGCCAACAAGGAAAACAUACAUUUAAUUUACAUAACCUAAUGGAUGGCCACCCCUACUUUGGCUCUGGGGAGGGGCCUAAGGUUAUCAACUCUGGCAGCUGAAUAAAAAAAAAAACAAACCAAUUAACAAUUUUCUGUGAUGCAGGUUUUGGUAUUACGUUCUAUACACCUUGCAUAUUACUAAAAUCCUCAUUGUUGGGGAAAGCACACAGCAAUAUUCUCAUUGUGUGUAGCUGACAAGCAGCAGAAAUUACUAGCUCCUUUGGUGCAUAUGUAACUAAUUUCCAAAUCAUGGAAAAAAAAAAAAAAAGAGUUUACUUUAACACACGACUGUUAACAGGAAAAAAAAAAAAGGCUAGUAUAUUGUUGCUGUUCAUUUAUUAUAUAAUGAACACAUUCAUGGAUUGUAAAGUGUUUCCUUUCAUGACAAGCAGCUCUUGCACAGAACCUCCGAAUGAAAAAAGAUUUGAAACUUACAGAAGGAAAAACGAGACUUUAAAUUGAACAUUAUUGUACCUUAGGUCAACCUGAAAUUUUCCUUUUAAAGAUGAAUGUGCUAACUUAAUGAGUUCUUCCACGCUGGGUAUCCAUGGCUUUGUAGAUCUUAUAUUUUCAAUAAAAAUUACUCGAAUAAUCUUGAGUGGAAAUAAAAAAGGGUUUAUUUGUUUUUACUUUUUCAGUUAUUACAGCUGGGAGCUAUUAUGCUGGUAGAGAAAAAUGACACCAUACUGCCUGUGUCAUUCUCCCUCAAGCGCAGCCCAAUUUAAGGUGGAAUUUUCAGGCACAGCUUCCCCAGACAGCAGCAGCCCAGUUAGAGGCAAUGGCACAGCAGUUCCAAGUGUCGUGUUUGGUGGCUGGUCUGGCCCCCCAGCAGAGCUGCAGUCCCACAGGCAUAGCUGGGGCUCUGACAUUCCUUCAGGGACACGAUUCUCCUGCUACUGAGCAGCCAGUGCAGCGCUACCUGUGGCCAUAACCCCUUGGGACGCAAAGUGUGCUAUUUUUCUUAAUUUUUUUAAGCUGGACAUUCUGUGCGUGCGUGUGUACGUGCAUGCAUCCGUGUGUGCACACAACUGUACCUGUAACCACGACACGACUGCCAAAAGCAAACCGUUGGCUGUGAGAUUAAAUCCUGCCACCAUCUCAGCAGCCCUGCCGUGGUGUGUCGUGAUGGUGCUUUUAGCAGGCGAGGAGGUACCAGUGCUCAGCUCAUCUGAAUUCCCCUGCAAUUACCGCAUCGGGAAAGAAGGAGCAGGGACAAGAUUACAGGGCUGCUAGGUCUUUUCCUCUGCGGAAAGGGCUCUGGGGGGAUGAAGUCAUCGAGAAGUUCUUUUUAUGGAGACGUGGAGGUUUGGCCUGUUUCCUUGGGGGAGAAGAAAGGAAGGGCUUUCCCUUGCAGCAGGCAGGUGUCGGGAGGAUACGCCUCCUCACUGCUCCUGGAUUAGCGCUUCCUCCAGCUCCAGGAGUGCACUCUCUCAUCACCGCAGAGAGGCAUAAAAAAACAGCCCAAAAUUGUUAGGUUUUUUCUGCACAUUCUCCACUGUAAUUCAGAGGAUGAAUCUUCCUUCACAUCCAUUCUCUCUGCCCGACUUGUACCCUGCCAGGCCCAUUGCAGCUGAUUCUUCUGAAAAGAGCAGGUUUGUCAGUAGAAACUCUUCAAGGUAUUGUUAACCAGAGGCUGGAUCCUAUAUUGUCUUGUGCAAAGGACAAACUCAGUUCAGAGAGUUUUACUGGAUUAAAUCAGAAAUAAUAAGCCCCCCCAAAAAUCCAUGAGAAGGACAGUUUUUCAUCUGGUGUUUAUAGAUUAGUUUCUAUCCUAAUUUUUUAGUAGUGUAAGCUUUGAGGUGGGAAAAAAAAGACUUAAAAUCUAACGCAACUUGCAUCUAACUUACAGAAUUAAGACUGUCUGGCCUUAAAUGGUGUUACUUUUUUUGACAUGGAUGAGCAUGGAUUCAGCUAUACCACAUGCAGCCUACCAACAUUUAGUGUUAAAAGUAAAAAAGAAAAAAAAAAAAGCUAGUGAUCUAGCAAUAAAUUACAGUGAUAAAUACCAGUAUUCUGAACACCCAACUGUACACUUUGCAUAACUCAUUUCAGCACAUGAACUUAAAUGCCAAAAGAGGAGAACUGGGAAGCGGAAAGAGGUGAAGUUGUGUGAGCGUGGGCUCUGCCUGCAGACCUGCUCCAGGGUGGGUACUUCUGCUUUUCCUGGAGGUACUUACAGCAGUCUCUGCUCCCGGAACAAGUGAUUAUUUCACCAUUUUACCAACUUCUUGGCAGACUGGUAAUUAGUGGUGCAAUUUUUGAUCCUCGCAGAUCAGCCCUGUGGAAUAGAAAUAUUUUUGAAAACAGCCACAUCAUCACAGUUUUUAAUUAAGCAAUAUUAAUUUUAUACACUUCAUUUUAUGAUGGCACUGAUAAAGUUACUCUUUCAGAAACCUGUUGUGUUUUUUGUUUUUUUUUAACUGGUAGAGGCCACUGGUUUGUGUGGUAUGAGCCAGUAACAGUGCACUAACUUGCACUUUCCAAAAUUGGUGGAAGGAUAAUUGAAUCCCUUUAGAUACCCUUUAAGUAAGAGCUGUACUCCCUACAAAUACUAAUGGGGCAAACACACUAGAAAUUAAUUUCACCAGCAAUGAAAUGAGCCAAUUUGCUUAAGUGACUGCCUAAAAGCACUGUUCUUAAUUGGUAGCUGCAAAGAAAACAUCCAAGUAACUACCCAGAAUUAAAAUCCAGGGGAUAUACGAAACAGAAUAAGGCCAGAAACCAUUUGGUCACCUUGGCUGUUCUCUCUGCCUGAAGUAUUGUAAAUAACCCCAGGAAAGGAUUCCUGGGGAGGCAUGACCAGACAGAGGCUGGCCCAUUGGCAAAGCAGAGUGAAGGCACCCCAAUUUCAGAAUUUCUUUAUUCCAUUUUGCAUGAGAGGCAUAAACUGUGGUUACGUGGGAUUUAUGGCAUUGGAAGGGUCUGUGCAAUACGGAUGUCUAAGUGAUGAAACUUUGGUGCAGGUGAAGCACUGACUGAGAGCCUUCUGCUGCUUACUGGUGGAAAUUGUUACCUAAAGGUGUUAUGAGUGGGUUCUGUGCCAGAGCCUCUGGGUCCCAGAGCCAAAGGAAUGGUUCAUAGUCUGUGAGAUGCAUUUUACUGUAUUAUACAGAUUCAUUUGUACGCACGUACAUGGCGCUUGCUACAUUCUGUAGCACACGGAGUACUGUGUUGUAUCAUUAUCUCGUCAUAAUAUAAAUACAAAUUUUUAUACCUUUUU
Molecule: messenger RNA, 6057 nt
Organism: Myiozetetes cayanensis
Lineage: Eukaryota; Metazoa; Chordata; Aves; Passeriformes; Tyrannidae
Gene: MXD4
Product: MAX dimerization protein 4
Exons: 6
Coding region: 68-754 (228 amino acids)
Biological process (GO): regulation of transcription by RNA polymerase II
Molecular function (GO): protein dimerization activity; RNA polymerase II cis-regulatory region sequence-specific DNA binding; DNA-binding transcription factor activity, RNA polymerase II-specific
Source: RefSeq, a predicted model, not a curated record